UAUAAAAGGGAACUAACUCCCAGGCUCAGGCCUCAGUUGCCUGAGACCAACAUUCAGAUGGAGAAUUUUCUCUUUCCUCUGAGAAGUUUUAGUUCCACAUGGCUGAGCCCCAGCUCCACUGCCUGGGUGAGGGAUGUCAUCUUUGGCACCUUGUGUGGGAUGGGGCUCUUCCUCUUGCUACAUCUCUUCCUCCUGAGCAGUCCACCCCAAGCACCUCUGGGGGAAAAGAAGACCAUCAGGGAGCAUCAAAUGGUGAUGAAGAAGAGGAGCAAGAGCAGGAAGAAAGCCAGUGCCCUGAAAGCUUGCAGAGACUGCAGGAAAGAUCUGGAGGAGGUUCGGGAACUGAGUUUCCUUCUGAGAAGCCACAUGGGGAAGCUCCUUGACAAAGGUGAUUUCCAACGAGACCUCCCCAGUGAAGAGUGCAGACCAGCGCCUGCCAGAGCCCACCAGCCCUGUGGGGAGCGUGUGCGAGAUGCUUCUCCCACCAUCUCAUCCCCUUCAGCUCCCCAGGCCAAUGGCCGGACUGAGUGUCGUCAGCCUCUGGCCUCCACUCCAUCACCAGGACCAGUGGCCUCCACUCCAUCACCAGGACCAGUGACCUCCCCAGUUUCUGUUGGUUCGCACUCAUCCCUGGGUGCUGCCCUGCCAUCAGAGCCUUUCAUUCCCUCAGAGUGCCCUUCACCUUCACCCCAGCUUUGUGCUCCUUCCCCUGCCCCACAGUGCCCCCCUGAUCCCAUGGCCUCCCUCCCACCUCUGCCAGUCCCCAGCAUGACUCCUCCUCAUUGUGACCCCAUGGCCCUCCCACUGGGCACAAUCAUCCCAGACAGCUCUUCACCCUGGCCUUGUGCUCCCUCCCCUCCUGGACCAUGCACUCCAGACCCUGUGGCCUGCCCCUCACCUCCACCAGUCCCCAGCACAGCUCCUUCUCCAUGUGGCCCCACUUCCUUCCCACUGGGGAGAGUUCCUCCAGAAUGCCCUUCACUUGGACCUCAUGGUCCUCCCCCUUCCCCACCAUGCCCCCCUGAUCCUGUGGCCUGCUCCCUACCCCCACCAGUCCCUCAGAGUGACCCCGAGGCCCUCCCAUGGGGUAUGGCCCCGCAGAGCCUGUCUCCACACAACCACCACUGGCUGACCUCUCCUGUCCCAGCGGUCUCAGGCCUUGGUGGCUCAAGCUACCCUAUCUCAGUCCUCUCCUGGUGGCAGGCGGCUGCCAGAGCCUGGGGUCUCUCCACCUUGUCACAAGGGAAAUUCAAGCAGGAGCAACAUUCCCACCACCUGCCAGAGGUGCCACUCCAGGAAGAUGCCACACUCAGGCAGGUGGGGGCUGGCGGUGCCCCCCUCAUCAACCCCGACGUGAAGACGUUGCUGGAGAUACUCAUCACUAAGAGAGCCCAGAAGCUAUGGGAGGAAAAGGCAAGGGUGGGGCCAGACUGCACCCUGGAUCCUCUGGGGAACAUGUUAAAGUCCCAGGGGGACAGACAGAAGAACACUGUCACCCCACAGCUCUGCUGGGAAACUAAAGGCAACCUGGAGCAGCUGCCCACUCCUCAGCAGCUGGCUUAUCCCAAGGUUGUGGGCACGGGGGAAGAGCUACAGCAGAAAUGCAGCCAGCUGUUUUGGGGCCUCCCCUUUCUGCACAGCGAGUCCCUGGUGGCUGCCAUUAGGGCCUCUAAUUCUCCACCAGGAUUUCCCUCUGUCUUAUUCAAUGGACUCUCAAACUCUUUUCCAGUUCUAUCUAAACAAGUUCUAUCUAAACCAACUCCAAACCAUUUCUGGCCCAAGCCCACAGCCUGCAGUGUGACUGAACCCCAACCUUCGACUCAGACUGUGUCCUGGCCCCAGCCCCCACCUCUGGCUAUAGCCCAGACCCAGGCCUAUCUCCCACCCAGUCUCCUGCGCCUACCAGGCUGCUCACCUCAGAUUAGGGCCCCUGGGCUGCCUCGCCCUGCACCCCAAAAGGAGGUCCAAUUUCGUAUUUCAGCAGCUAUUCAGUACCUGGGAAAUCAUCUUUUGAAAAAGCAAAAGGAGAUAAGGAUGGCUUUACCCUCUGUGGUCAGAAGGUCUCAGGACAUCUUCAGUCAGCUCCCUUCCAACAGCAGGGCCUGUCAGGACUGCAGGCCCAAUUCUGACCACCCGGGAGUCUUUAUCAGCCCUGAGUUCCUGGACCAGUUAGAGCAGCACCUUCGACAGAAGUUCACAUCCCACCACUAUGGACUGCCCUGCGAGACCCAACUCACUCCGGACCUGAUGCGGCCUCCAUGCAAACUGUCAGGGACAGGUCAGGCCAAGGGCAAGUAUGGGCACUCCUGGCCCCCCAUGUCCACAGGCGACAGAGGCCAGGAGAUACAGAUGGUGUGGUCUGGGGUCCCAGGAGAGUUCCAGCCAGGAGAGAACUCAGGCCGGGACCUGGAGUGUCAUUGGGAGCCAGUCCUAAAAGACCCACCAAGGGGCUCAGAAAGUUCCCCAGUGAAGGGUCUAGGUGCCUGCUCUGAGGAACAGUCAGAAAGGGACUUGCGGCUCCCCACAAGUGAGGCAGAAAAUAUCUCAUCAAGGAGCCUGGACAAGAAGCAUCGAACAGACUUUCUCAGAGUGCACCUGAGCAGGGAGCCGGCGCACAGGGACGAGCGUGGGCUCCGUGCAGGGGCUCCUCCCUCCAGGCUGGCUACUGGCUAUGACUGUGCCCCGCCUGCAAACUCCAACACUCCCGUGGAAGUGGGAAUCCCAGCUCUCUCACAGGGUGAGGCUCUUCCUCCUCAGGAUCUGGGAGCUUCCUGGACUUUUCAGGAGCCUCCUCCCCUGGAUCAAGGUAUGCGGCAGGUGCUGGAAGAAUGUACAAGGUUUCAGGGGACUCAGAGUAGGGGUCCAGCACUCAUGGCCCUCCAGCCCAUGAAUCUUAGGUUGAAAACGACUCAACCCCUGGCCCUUCCACAUCCCACCUUUCCCUCCUUGGCCACCCAUGGACCUGGGGCCAACUCAACAGCCGAGGUAGCCAGUUUCCCCAGAGAACCACCUGGGACAGCUCCAGGAUGGACCUUGAUGACGAAGGUGGACUCCACCCUGAAGACUACUCUCCCUGCCCCCUCGUCUAUGAGUAAGGAAGUCCAGGGCACCCUGAGUGGGACCCCGUGUAGGCCCUCAGAAGCCCUUCCCACUAGACAGGAAAUGAAAAAGGCAGCCUCCAUCCUGAAGACUCCUCCCCCUCCCCCCCUACCUGUGAGUAAGGAAGUCCAGGGUGCCCUGAGCAGGACCCCAUCUGGGCCCUUGGUGGCCCCUCCCAUGGGGCAGGGGACUGGGCAGCCUUCCCAGCUCCUCAUAGGCAGCCUUGAGUGCAGAGCCCAGGACGGUAAGCCUGUCCCAGGGACUGGAAGAGGCAGCCCGGAGCCAAUGGUCCAAGGUGGGCCACAGCAGGAGAGUGCACAGGGCGCCAGCAGCAGAACGAUGGAAUCCAGGGGAGGACCCUGUUCAUCAACUACUGAAGAGAUCGGGAAGAUAGUGGAGGCUGACAAGGGGCCGACCCCUGCCUGGGGGCUUCACACUGGGAGCCAGUCAUCCCAGGCCAUCACGGGGAUCCAUAUGGUGACAAGCACCCCAACUGCAAAUGUGACUCUGUGGGGAUCAGGGUCUCUGGAGACGAGGAAAGGCUCCCCACCCUCUAGAAGCCUUUGUGCCCAGGAUGUGGCUCCUAGGGGGCUCACAGAGCAUCUUUCCAAACCCCUCGGUGGAUCUUUGCGUACCAUCCCCCAGGGAUACCCUAUAGUCUGCCUGGAUGAAGAGGCUGUCCCCUCAGAGAGUCAGCCUCUAGGCCCUGUCACUGACUCCCUCCUUCCUGACUGUGUCACUGGCACACGCUCUCGCACGCACAUCUCUGAGAUGCUCCUGCGCACAGACGCUGCUGAACAACCUCAGACCUUUCCACCCAGCCUCUCCAGCCUCAGCACAUCAGCUUCCUCAGAGCCAUGUGACCUCUUAACAAGGCCAAAGGUCAGCCAGGGGCAGCAGGCUCCUAGGACCCCAAAACUUCAGCAUCCACAAAAGAAUCAGACCAAGAUGUCUGGCCCUCCUGAGAAGAGUAAGGACUGUAGGAGGCUCAGGCCAGGAGGACAGGAACAGAGACUGGCAGGACCUCAGCGCCCCCAGGCCAGUGGGGCGAGUCACCCUGCACGGGGCAGGCAGGUAGAAGAGCUUCAGAGAAGCAAGCCCUCACCAGCACUGCUGCAGAGAGGGCAGGGUCCUGCAGAAAGCUGCUUGGGGAGCAGGAUAAAGCAGUUUCUGCAGAAAGUUUUCCCAGAUAAAGACACGAAGAAGGAAAAGCCCUCGCAGAAAGGCACACCAGUAUCAGCCCCUCCCUGGGGUCAGGGGUCAGUCUCAGGUAUGCGGUUUAUAGAGAAAGAGGUGCCUACUGCCCAUGUGCUCAUAGCUGCCAUUGACCGGAUCCUGGGGGAGAAGCUACUGAGUUAUACCUCAAAGGUGAAUUUUCAUAGAGAGGAACUCCAGGCUCCUGGAGGUGGGUAUUCCUGCUACCAGAGGGGCCCCUCCUACCCUGAGCAAGAAAGAGUGAUGGGUGCUUCAGGCUAUAGUCACCAAGCCACCCCCCGGGGCCACAGCAGUCCCAUCAAAAGCAAGUGGAUGAGAGAUAGGGACAAUUGGCCCUCUUCAGCCAGGCAGCCUGUGCCCCCAGUCAGGCCCCAGCAGCACAGGCCAUGGGGGGCAGCAGGCAUGGGCUGCCCUGCCCACUGUCCUAGGCACUAUCUCCCGCCUCAAAGGGUCUCAUGUGGCCCACUGGAGCAGCAGCCUCACGCCCUCCCAGCUGGGGUAAAGCACUUGCCCAGGUAACCGCAGCUCUGUCUCAUGUGGGCACAGCCUAUAUGCCAAGGCUCACCCCACCCAAACAUGCCUCGAUUCCUAAUAUACACAUUUGCU
Molecule: messenger RNA, 4920 nt
Organism: Tupaia belangeri chinensis (Chinese tree shrew)
Lineage: Eukaryota; Metazoa; Chordata; Mammalia; Scandentia; Tupaiidae
Gene: SPATA31E1
Product: SPATA31 subfamily E member 1
Exons: 5
Coding region: 58-4833 (1591 amino acids)
Source: RefSeq, a predicted model, not a curated record